Stereum hirsutum FP-91666 SS1 is the source of this 1269-nucleotide messenger RNA. RefSeq lists its product as uncharacterized. The coding region runs from base 1 to 1269 and encodes 422 amino acids. Lineage: Eukaryota; Fungi; Basidiomycota; Agaricomycetes; Russulales; Stereaceae. The transcript has 13 exons. The record is from RefSeq and is a predicted model, not a curated record.
AUGUCUAGCGACGAAGCUCGGAUGCAAUGGACACGACUCAUAGGCAACUGGACAGCCGUAUCCGCAGGAGCGUUAUGGGCGUACGACUACAUCGCCACCCUGCCGCAGGAGGUGCGGCAUGUCUGGACCAAUAGCAUGUCCGUCACGACGGUCGUGUUCCUCGUCAAUCGGUACUCGUUCUUCGCCGCUUUGGCACUUGGGUUGGCUACGACGGCGGCGAGGGAUAUAUCGGAUGAUUUGCAGAGGGUUGAUCUCCCUGUGGGUGGCGUUGCUGACCGCAUACUCGUACUACGGGUUUGGAGCAUCAGCGGACGACAGACGAAGGUGUUGAUUAUAUGCGUCCCGCUCUUGAUCACCAUCGUCGGGAUCAGCAUCUACCGUAAUUUCGUACUGGCGAGAGGGAUCGGAACGUCGCAUACGAAGUCUACGUUUGCGAUAUUGGCGGGCUGUGGCGUCGAAAUAUUGGACGGGCGGAGGUUCAACAGGAACUCGAUACUCAUUAACACACACCAACACUUGCUCGCCCAAACAGAUGAAAUCAUCGCCGUAGCACUGGCCUUACUACUCGAUGGCUACGUCUUCGGCCUGACGGCGGCGACGACGUGGGGACAUGUACUCGAGUCGAAGAGGCUGGGGUAUAGAGGGGUUACUUAUAUCUUUCUUCGUGAUGGUACUAUACACUUCCUUCUGAUCAUCGCGACUCAGCUUCUCCUUUUCACUCUGGUCAUUAUCAGCUUAUUCGACGGAAGCUCAUCCUACGCGUCCAAUCUCUGGCUCAGCGGUCUCAAUCCAUACCUAAACAUGUUUCCAAGCCUCGUAGUGAACCACCUCGUGCUCAACCUCCGAUCCUACACACCUUCCUCUUCCUCUUCCCAUGCCCGACCGCACCGUACCCGCCCCCGUGGCCGACGCUCCAUCAACGGCGUUCGAUCCAUACUAGGGUCACACUCGCUCUCGGAUAUCAGGUUUCGCUCAGGCUCGGGUGAGGGUGAGGGUGCAGGUGGAGGAUUCGGUGGCAGAGGCAAAACACUGUCACUGUCGCUAUCGCUGGGCAAUAUAGGCGCACCACUCGAUUUCUUUGGACGGGGUGAGGGCGAGGAUGCGGAUGCGGAUGUGGACAUGGGUGUGGAGGCGGAUAGUGAUUCUAGGUUUAUUGAGGUAGAAGGAGGGGGCGAGGGUGAUGGGGGUGGGGAUGGGGGUGUUGUGGUCAUUGAGGACGAGAACGAGUCCAAUGAAGGGAUCGCGAUGGUCACAUUCGGAGAAGCGUAG